UGCUCGCCAACCAUUUUCUCAACUUGUUCCUUCCGUCGUCGCUUACUCGCUUGUGUUCAGUUGAGUUCUUCUUGUGCUGUCAUUCUGUUUUUUGAAGGUAAAUGGAGGAUCAUUUUGUGCUUCAUGUGGACACCUUGCUGAGAGAAUCAACAGCUGCCGAAGGAAGAAAUUUAUUAGCUGAAAAAACAACCAAAAAUAACAGUAAUGGAACAAUAAAUAAGCCUGUAGAUUGCCGCAUUUGCCAUGAUGAGGAGGAGGUUUAUAACAUGGAAACUCCAUGCUCGUGUUGUGGGACUAUGAAGUAUGCUCAUCGAAAAUGCAUACAGAGGUGGUGCGAUGAGAAGGGAGAUAUCACUUGUGAGAUAUGCCGUCGGCCAUUCAUGCCUGGUUAUAAUGCAACACCCAAGUUAUUCCUGCAUGCAAGAACGAGCAUGAACUUGAUGACAACAGCACCAUUCUACCGAGAAACAAUACCAUCUGAAUUUAAUGAGCACUCCAUUUCAAGAAGCAUUUUGUACUGCCGUUCAGUAGCUUUGAUAUUUCUGCUGCUUCUGUUGCUUCGGGAAGCACUUCCUACAAUCAACAAUGGCUCAGGGCAGUAUUCGCUCCAAAUUUUCAUGAUGCAGCUACUAAGAAGUGCUGCACUUGGCCUACCUCUAUACAUAAUGCUGAGAGCAGUAACUACAUUCCAGUGUCGGCAACAGCAACUACUGCAGCAGGAGGCCAGUGAAAUAUCAAUUCAGGGCAGAACAUGAAGGUUAUAACAACUAUCACCACCAGCUGCAGACCAAAUAA
This is a messenger RNA of Phalaenopsis equestris, 795 nucleotides long. RefSeq lists its product as uncharacterized. The transcript is spliced from 7 exons. Bases 102 to 755 code for a protein of 217 amino acids. Gene Ontology annotation, biological process: protein ubiquitination. Gene Ontology annotation, molecular function: zinc ion binding; ubiquitin-protein transferase activity. NCBI's taxonomy places the organism in Eukaryota, Viridiplantae, Streptophyta, Magnoliopsida, Asparagales, Orchidaceae. The record is from RefSeq and is a predicted model, not a curated record. Gene Ontology annotation, cellular component: membrane.